This is a messenger RNA of Anopheles nili, 558 nucleotides long. RefSeq lists its product as uncharacterized. The coding region runs from base 1 to 558 and encodes 185 amino acids. The record is from RefSeq and is a predicted model, not a curated record. Lineage: Eukaryota; Metazoa; Arthropoda; Insecta; Diptera; Culicidae. The transcript is spliced from 2 exons.
AUGAACACUUAUCUAGUAGCAUACUCUUUUAUCCAACUGCUGGCGCUGUUUAUUGUUCAGGUGUGCAGUGAACGACUGUCAGUGCAGUUCGAGCGGUUCGAGCAACUCAUGGGUUUCGAUACGGCAAAUGCAAACAAUUUGCGCAUUAAGAAAUACAAUCGGACGGUGACCGUUUUGAAUGGAACCGUCGAUGUAUACCAGGAUAUGGGCGAUGAUUUUUCUAUAACAAUUGAUCUAGCGUAUAGCCCGCUGGGCAAUAAUCAAUUCAUCAAUUCACCGUUCCACGUACCCCAGCAAUAUGGGUGUGAAUUUUUGAACACGACGUACCGGAUGUAUCAUGAGAACGUCCGAAACUUGACCAACUUCCCCGACCCUGGAGUGUGUCCAUUGCCAGCAAAACAAUACUACGUAAACAAUAUGGAGCUCACAACUGAACUAGUCAACGAUUACGCCCAGGCUGGAUUGUGGAAAAUCACGGUUAAAGUUUACGAAAAGAAUACUUCUCUCGUGAUUGAAUGCGAGUUGUUCUGUAAAAUUUCACGAGAUAUGUUAGGGUAA